Molecule: messenger RNA, 498 nt
Organism: Effrenium voratum
Lineage: Eukaryota; Dinophyceae; Suessiales; Symbiodiniaceae
Source: the annotation of a GenBank genome assembly
AUGCGGCACAGCGGCAUCGGGGACUUCAUUGAUACGGCCUCCUGCGCAGUUUUCUUGGAGCAUCGGCGCUGUCCAAGACACUGCGGUCAGCUCCUAGUGGGCAAGGAUGCAGCUCGCCACCUCUCGCAGGAAUGCCCCAACCGUGAAGAGAUCUGCCCCGCCGGGUGCGGAGAUCGGCUCUUGGGCUACGAAAUCGAUGACCCGGAGCAGCACCCCACCGUGUGCCCCAUGAAGCGGGCGAUGGACGCCGUGGAAUCAGCCAUCCAAGCCUCCGCGGUCAAGGACUAUCGCCUGGCGAUGGAGGCAGUCUACGCAGAGCGCGACCACGCGAGGGCUCGCAUCAAGGCCCGUGGUGAAAGGGACCCGGGUCCCGUGUUCUCCACCCCGGGCUGCACCAAGCGGCUGAGAGGUCUCAAUGAGGAGGGCUUGAACCUGCUGUCGCGGGCCAGGCUGACUUGGGUGAUCGGCGUGGCCUCGCUGGGGCCAGCGCUGGCCUGA